Molecule: messenger RNA, 1546 nt
Organism: Cylas formicarius (sweet potato weevil)
Lineage: Eukaryota; Metazoa; Arthropoda; Insecta; Coleoptera; Brentidae
Gene: vex
Product: somatomedin-B and thrombospondin type-1 domain-containing protein
Exons: 5
Coding region: 120-965 (281 amino acids)
Source: RefSeq, a predicted model, not a curated record
CCGACCAUUCUAGCGCAGCGCGCCUUCCAAGUUGGCUGUGGUGCGGCGGUGACGUCAUAUCGCUUCGCACGUGGUCGCGGAUGCAUCAAGCGGGCCGCGUAUCGUCGUCUUAAAUCGCGAUGGCAGCCCGCGUAUUGUGGUCGGUGGUCCUCCUCCAGGGUUUGUGUUGGGGGCUCGCGGUCGGCGGCAGUUGCCGUGAGGCGAAGUUGUGUUGCACGGGACGCGACUCUUCCUGCGUCGUCCAGAAAGCGCCCGUGAACGCCAUCAUCGAAGACCUGAGCGACAAGCCGUGCUAUUGCGACCACGCUUGUCUCAAGCUCGGCGACUGCUGUCCGGAUUUCAAGGACGCUUGCGGAGUGGUAGACUGUCAGGUUACCUCGUGGGGUCCGUGGUCGGCUUGCGAUGCCGAUUGUGGUCCGGGCACGAUGUCGAGGUCUCGGUCCAUCCAAACCCAGCCCCAAAACGGCGGACGCCACUGUCCCAGUUUAGAACAGAGACGCGGGUGUCAGGUGUCCACGUGUCACCAUCACCCCGACCCGGCCAUAAAAGAGAUCGCUAUGCUUCUGCCCGGCUCGCUCUCCCAUAGCAGGACCGCCAACACAACCAGCGACAUCAGAAAAAACCUACGGGUGAGGGAUCCCUCCGAGAAUCCCCAGUACGACCCGAAAAAAACGUAUUGCGUGGAGUUUGAGAUUUUGAAGGCUUCCAAGGCUUGCAGGAAGGAAGACAGCUACAAGGCACUUAAAGAAGGCGAAAGGGUAUGCGUGCGCUGCGAGUCGGAAGCCUUACACGAAAAUUUAGGAUGGAGAUGUCAAGGGCACGGCGUUGAGGGUAGAAUAACACGGUGGUCAGCCCUGUCGGCGCCCCACUGCCACGGCAAAUGGUUGCGAGCUAGGGCGGAGCCCGACAGGACAUGCACGGACAGGACGUGCAAGGACCAAAACGCCGCUUUUAUUUUCGUCUAGAGUAGUUUUUUCCGAAGAUGUGUGAUUAUAUGGACAUUCAAUUGAUCAGGUUGUCACAAAUUUCGGUAUUAAAUCGCCGCUAACGAGUAAUGUCCUUUCCCCCUCUUAUGUGGUGGUAUUUUUUACUGGGCCAGUUUGGGAAGUUUGCGCUGGAGGAGGUGAAUUGGUAGAACCAGUUUUCGUUUAGUUUUACAUGUUUUCGACUGACUUGUUUUAUUGAAUUGACUGACUGAACUGGCAUUUUAUUUUGUAUUUUAUACCAUUUCGUUCAUGUUUUUCUUAUGUUUGUGAUGACCGCAACAUAACUGCGUGCAAUUUAACGGAAACUAACCAAACCAUGUUUAUACUAACCGUCAUGGAAGAAUGUAAUAAUAAUAGUAAUAUUCGUGAGUUUAUGUUGUAGAAUGUGUGUCUUAGGCUCUAUAAAUAAUUAUUAUGGUUAUCAGUAGCGUUUAAUAACUGAUAUUUUUACUAACCGAUAAUGUAAAUAUACAAAAGUAUUUUUUCUGUAGUUUACUGUAACGUAUAUUUUGUCAAAACAUAUCACGAGGAUACAAACACAAAUUUAUGUAAUUGUUAAU